UGUUAUGACAUUUGGAUUUUAGAAUUUCCAUCGUACUGCAGAGCAAAACAUAAGCUCUUAAUUUAUUUAAUGUUUUAAAACAUUUACUGUAUAUUGUGAUCCCAAUGGGAUCUUCUCAGAGUCUAGGAGUGCCGGGAGGCGGAUCCGAGGGAUACCAUGUUCUGCGAGUUCAAGACGGAUCCCCUGGUCAAAAAGCUAAUCUAGAACCAUUUUUCGACUUUAUUGUGGCCAUAGAUAAUAUAAGAUUAGACCAAGACAAUGAUACCUUGAAGGAAAUACUUAAGAAAAAUACUGACAACACCAUUAAGAUGCUUGUGUACAGCAGUAAAACUCAGUCAGUCAGAGAAGUGAUGAUAACACCUAAUGCAAGUUGGGGUGGUGAAGGUCUAAUAGGUGUUAGUAUACGGUUUUGUUCUUUUGAAGGAGCCACAGAAAAUGUAUGGCACAUUUUGGAAGUACACCCAUCUUCACCUGCUGAAUUAGCAGGCUUAAGACCUUUCACAGAUUAUAUAAUUGGUGCAGAUUCCGUGAUGCAUGAAAGUGAAGAUCUAUAUACAUUAAUAGAGGCACAUGAAGGAAGACCAUUAAAAUUAUAUGUUUAUAAUGUAUCUGAGGAUCUUUGCAGAGAGGUUGUGAUCACUCCAAAUCAUAACUGGGGUGGUGAAGGCAGUCUUGGAUGUGGUAUAGGCUAUGGAUACCUUCAUAGGAUUCCAAUUCGGAAUGGGCAAAAUCUUACACAACCUAAUGAAAUUAGCCAACCAAGUCUGAUGGUUCAUCCGCAUGGCAAUGCAUCAUCUCCAAAACAAGAAAUAAUUGCAACAGCUACUCCAACUCCUGUUGAACAACAAGUGAUGGCUGCACCUCAGUUCCUGUCAGGAGUGCCAAUGGUAAACCCUGGAACAGUUCCACCCACUCCUGCUAGCACUGCGCCGACAGUUCCAUUGCAAGAGCCUGUGGUUAUUGAACCCGCACUAUCUCAAGGAACAUCUAUUGUAUCUAGUAUGGCUACAUAUUCUACCAAUUUUGCCGAUGCAACUCUAACGAACCUGGGCAGUAUCCCAUCAGUGUCUACGAUGCAGCCACCUGCUCCACUGCCUAACUUGCCUGGUAUUCCCAUGAACCAGCCACAGCCUUAUAUACCAAUAAUGCCCAGUUAUACCCAGCCCCACGUCCCAACUGCGCCGUCAUACCCACAGUCUCAAGAAAAUUUAGUGCCAACAUUCGAUAUGAGUAGCUUCAAUCAAACACAAAUCAACCCCCCGCCAUUCUCAAGUGGCCUGCCAGUUGUAACUCCUGUCUCCCUGCCAGGCAUGCCACCUAUCAACGUUAGUGCCACCCUACCUGUCUCCACUAUGCAAGAGAUUCAUCAACAGCAGAUGCAACAGAAACAGGAUCUUCUGUCUUAGAUAAUAAUCACUUAUAAUAACUUAGAUCAUUUAUAUGUUUAGAUAGACUGUGACAGCUGUGAAUAGUUUAAAAAAAUUGAGAUUGAGAGUUAACCUCUAUUUUGGGGAAUGCACGCACACUAACACAAAGUGACAUACGAAUCGCGAGUGUAAGACGUAGCUUGUCACGCACACUAAAGUAAUAAACCUGGCCUGUUUUCAUCGGUUGUCUAGCAGCAAGAAGCUCUGUCUAUACCACGGACUAGUAAAAAAUAAGGACUCCGUGUCACCUACAUAACAGUGAAGCAUCAAAACAAGCCAGUUAACGUGUAAAUACAUAGCUCCACGCACACACUUACACUAAUAUAAGCCGAUCAGCCGCCAUUAUGACAUCUGCCAUCGUCAAGUGCCAACACAAAGUGACAUACAAGUCGCGAGUGCAAGAGUAGCUUGAGUAGCCUGUCACGCACACUAAAGUAAUAAACUUGGCCUGUUUUCAUCGGUUGUCUCUCAGCAAGCGAGGCUCUAUCUACACAUAUAAAUUAUCUAAUAAUCUACAUAAUAAACUGUAAGCGAAGCACAGAAUUUCAAAUUAUCUAUUCUAUCAUGUUGAAUAUAAUAAAAUAUAUUGCAAUACAAAAAUUGUAUUAUAAUGAUGUAUGAUAGGUCUUAGCAUUUAUAUUAUUAAAGAAAUUCUAUUUUGUUUGUUAAUAAUAAAUUAAAGUGACUUAUAA
Leptidea sinapis is the source of this 2119-nucleotide messenger RNA. It is a transcript of the gene Grasp65, whose product is annotated as Golgi reassembly-stacking protein 2. Gene Ontology annotation, cellular component: Golgi apparatus. Gene Ontology annotation, biological process: Golgi organization. Bases 105 to 1406 code for a protein of 433 amino acids. The record is from RefSeq and is a predicted model, not a curated record. The transcript is spliced from 5 exons. NCBI's taxonomy places the organism in Eukaryota, Metazoa, Arthropoda, Insecta, Lepidoptera, Pieridae. Gene Ontology annotation, molecular function: protein binding.